This is a messenger RNA of Myxocyprinus asiaticus (Chinese sucker), 11187 nucleotides long. RefSeq names its product family with sequence similarity 8 member A1b (gene fam8a1b). The record is from RefSeq and is a predicted model, not a curated record. The transcript has 5 exons. Bases 21 to 1022 code for a protein of 333 amino acids. NCBI's taxonomy places the organism in Eukaryota, Metazoa, Chordata, Actinopteri, Cypriniformes, Catostomidae.
CGUCACAACACUGAAGUGACAUGGCGGAGUUAGACGACAACGCUUGUGAGAAGGAAAAAUUGCUGGCAAAGAACAGUAGGACUGAAAACGGCGAAAACAUGAAAACACAGAAUCACAAGCAAGACACGUCCACAGCUGUUACCACCACUGAGUACUGCGAAAAAUUACAGGAGUGGAUGUGGCAGUAUUACUACAGUUAUAUGAACUGGCAGAGUUGGAUAGCCAUGUCUGCGUUUACCUUCCCACCGUGUUUCCAAACACAAGGAGCAAAUGAAACGCCCCGAGCAACGACAUGGGGUACAGAUAUGUCUAAUGGAGACCCUCGUAAUUGGUUUAGCAAUCCGUUUGCCUUUCCUGUACCAUCCUUUUCUGCCGCUGCAAGUAACGCAGCGGGUCAAGCUGGGGACGCAAGCAGUUCUCGAGCUCCAGCCACAGCACCUGCGCAGCUGCCACAACAACAGCAACAACAAAAUGGGAAUGCACAACAGCCAGGUCGGGAAUAUGCCAUCCCCUCUCCUCUGCAACGGUUCUUGGCAGAAAUGGUGGAUUUCUUUAUUCUUUUCUUCAUUAAAGCAACAAUUAUCCUCAGUAUUGUCCACUUGAGUGGAAUGAAGGACAUUUCAAAGUUUGCCAUGCAUUUCAUUGUAGAGGAGAUAGAUGAAGACACAUCCAUGGAGGAAUUACAGAAGAUGAUGCUUGUGGCUCUAGUGUACAGGAUAUUAGUUUGUUUAUAUGAGAUCAUAUGUAUUUGGGGAGCUGGUGGGGCAACACCAGGGAAGUUCCUCGUUGGCUUACGAGUCGUCACAUGUGACAGCUCUGUCCUUGUGCAACCCAACCGAGUCCUUGUGGUACCAGCGACUAAUGUCACCCUUUCUGCGUCAACGGUGAGAGCUUUAAACAAGAACUUCUCUAUCGCUUUCUUCUUUCCGGCAUUCAUCACACUUCUUUUCUUUCAGCACAAUAGGACUGUUUAUGACAUUGUGGCUGGAACCAUUGUGGUCAAGAGAAACAGGCUAAGAUGACUUGGUCAUUGAUGUCAUUAUCAACCCAACAUUGUAAUGCAAAAACAAGCUCAUAGAGAAGGGAGAGAGAACCGGCUGAAGUGUCAUAUAUUGAACUGAACUAAAGCUAUUUGGCCUCUAGGAGAUCUGUUACUUCAACAGCAGAAAAUGGUACUUCCAGUAUUUCUCACCCAUCUCUUCUGGACAUAGUCUUAUAAGCAUGAAUUGCUUUCUCAGAUGUAUUUUUAAAUUAUCUCUGUUGACAUCUUUGAAUAUUUUCCUUGUGCCAAAGUACGAUCAUUUAUAAAUGAGCCGCCUCGCAGUACUUGACCUUCCUCUGAUACGUAUUUUUCUCUCUAAAUUUAUUUAGCGUGUGUGGGCUAUUGAUUGGAACAUAUACUUAGGACAUUUUAUGUUUGAUAAAUGAAAUUUGAGCAGGAAUUAACAUAUUUUGCAUAGUGCAAUUGAGUUGGGUUAUAGAUUCUAAUCUACUGACUGCAUUUGUAUUUCAGAUAAAUGUUUUGUACCUAAUUAUUAGUCUAUUUUCUGGCAUUUAAAAGCUUGAAAAUGCCAGGAAAACAUUUUUUUUUUGUUUUUUACAACAGUGCUGUUUUGCAUUUUCACUGCAUGCCUUCUUCAGCUCUGUGUAAUGCACUAUCCUGAGCUGCUGAGUUGAUCAGUUCAGAACUUUGAGUUGCCUCAUUAUUUUCAGAAUUUGUUGGUUAUAUGGCCAAAUCAGAAGAAUUCAGUUAUGUCCCAGAGAAAGUUUUCUGUGUUGUCUCUGCUUAUGGAUUGACUAUUUAUACCAAUAAUAUAAAUUUCACAAACUACGUUUCCAUCCUUUUUUGCGAAAAAAGUUUUAGCGCAUCAAAUUUAAGCUGAUGGAAACGCAAUUUAUCGCUAAAAGUGUCGACAUAAUAUUUUUCCGUUUAACUUGAGCGCAUACACACUAUGUCGAUACAUCAAAUGUCGCGAAAAACUGGUUUUGAAACACUUUUUGUCGAGAAAAUUGGCAUUAACGCAAAAAUGUAGUGUCACAUGACAUAAUUUACCCCAAUCGUUAGCCUGUGUUAAUUAUGACGAAAAGGUAUACAUCCUUGAAAGCCAAUUUAUUGUACGUGAUUAUGGAUUGAUCUGAACGGCAUAUAGAUCCGAUCAUUGCAAACAUGACACUUCCAGGAGUGCCAACACAAAUAUCUCGUUUCAAGACAUGCAUACUUACAAGUGCACGGAGAUCAAAUGAAUGGCCACUGUUUGUGAUUAAUUUAAUCGCGGUAGACAUCCAUUUAUUUAUUAAAGUUGAUUUUUCACACCAUUCAAAAUAAUAGACCUGUAGCCCACAAUACAAAAAACAUAUAAUUUCUGUGCACAUAUGUUUUAAAUUAAAAAUAUAUGCACAAUACUAGAAGAAAAUCUUCAGUGUUCUUUUUUGGAACGCUAACAUGUAGCCCAAUUUGAUUAAAUUAUUGUUGAUACUUUUGAAAUAAUGCUGGCAAAAUUCCCUAUAUUAAAUUAAAUAAAUUGCCAAACGAAAAGCAUUAAAUAAAAAUAAAAAAAAUUACCAAACGAAAAAAACGUAUAUUUUUAGACCUAUAUAUGCCUUUUCUUUACACAAACUUAAAUUAGCCGUACCGUGUGCUGCAGACUAAUAAAGUCGGCUGAAUAACAUUUUCUACACUUCAGAACAUUUUAAAACUUUUAAAUAUUUUAAAUCUAACCCUCUUUACCUCGGAUCGCAUUUGCUGAGCUUCUUCAGAAAAUGUAAAUUGCAUUAUGGCACUAAAAAUAAUUUGAGAUGACAAUCAAGUUCAGUUGGUCGUUAAAAGUUGCUGGACAAAUAUACGGGACAUUAUGCAGUUGUGAUGGCAAUGCUUUAGAUUAGAUGAUUGUUCAAAAUAGCCUAUUGAAUAUCAGGAAUGUAUUAUAUUUGUAAACCCUGAUAUUACACCGCAUACAUUUUUCUUUAAUAGCUGUGCACACCGCAUAUACACAUCGAUUGAUGGUCCUUAUACUAAGACGGAAAAUGUCCACACUACUUGGUGCAGGUUGCCAGCUUGAACAGGGUAUUCACUUUCGGGUCAGAACCGGUGGCAACCUGCGAUAGGCGCAACAUCAGGACCAAUAUUACAGUCCUAUCAGAAGGGCAACUGCUCCCUGUUGAUUGCAGUUCCUCGUCUUCUGAUUGCAUUUAUUUGUGAAAAUAAAAUGACAGUAAGCUGGCUAAUUUCAAUUAAUUGUCUCAAUACUCUCCCCAUUUUACCAAAACUUAAGGGGAAAAAAAUGAGGGACAUCUGGGAAGCGAAUUAGCGAUAAAUACACAUUUCUGUAUGGAAACGGCUUAAGGGCAGAUUUCUUUUGCGCUAAACCAAAACUUAUGCGUUUAUGCUUUUUUUAGGCAUGACGUCAUCACGCACACCAUUUUUAUCGAUAAAAGGCCAUUUGAAACAUUUUAUUAUUUAGUGUAAAUUUAUAACUAAUACUUUGUAUUUUAUUACCCCUCAUAUAAACGAGUUACUACAGCUGUGUUGGGGUUUCUAAUACAGCUGCUGAAGGAUUGACAGUAAAUUUGUCAUCUUUCUUCUGACUGCUGUAAUCCACCACUCUGUAUUUUUUUUUUUUUUUUUUUUUUUGGGUCCACUGUAAACGCUAAAAAAUUAGCAGAACUCAAAAAAUGUGAGGAAAUCAGUUACAAUAAUAUUUUUAAAUUAAUAAACUCCCAAGUUUAAGUUAAUAGAACUGUCAGAUUUUGCAGAUGCACGUUAAUUGCUCUUAACUUGAAAUAUUGAGUAAGCUAACUCCUACAUUUUAAUGGCACUUAACUUUAAAUGUAACUCUAUGGCUGAACUUAAAAUGACCAUGUAGGCUCAACUUAAAUACAUCAAGUAGAGGGAACCUAACUAGCUAGUACAGUGAAUGUUAGCAUGCUGGAUGCAUGAGAAUUGGAAAUACUAUGCUAUGAUUAGCAUAGCAAUUGCUCAACAAGUAAAGUAAUAUACUGUAAAACAAUAUUAAACUGUACCGGUCCUCAACCAAAGCUUAAGCUCCACCAUUCACCGUAGUGGUAACCCCCAAAACUUUAACAUAACAGAAACUCAAGUAACUCAACAAAACAUUAAACACUAACAAGUCUCACCCUUUACAUUCAUCUUGCACAAAGACACAUUUCAUAACACUUAAUUUUAACAUUUACUCUCCUGGAUGAGUGCCAUGCAGGGCAUGCUGGGAAAUAAAAAUUGCCCAGUUUCAGUUAAAUUUAAGUUCCUGUAAAUUUAAAGAGUUCAUUAAACUCAAAACAAUAAAACAAUUCAGGUUACUUAAAAGGUGUACGUUUAAUGAACUCAAAAGAAAGAGAAAGUUCUAAAUACUCAUCAAGGUUAAUUUAUUUGAAUUCAUUUGUAUGAUAAAAUGUUUCCCUACUGAAAACAAUUAAUUAUUUGGAGCAAUUAGGUAAGCAAAAAUCAUACGAAAAAUAUGCCUGGCCAAAAAAAAAAGUUGCAUACUCUAAUAUUUCGUUGGACCGCCUUUAGCUUUGAUUACAGCACACAUUCAUCGUGGCAUUGUUUCAACAAAAUUAUGCAACGUCAUAACAUAUAUUUCUGUCCAGAUGUGCAUUAAUCUUUGGCUGAGAUCUUGUAUUGAUGACGGGAGAGUCAAACCACUCCACAUUGUCUUCUCCAGCACAUCCCAAAGACUUUAAAUAAGGUCAAGACUCUGUGGUGGCCAAUUCAUGUGUGAAAAUGAUUCAUCAUGCUCCCUGAACCACUCUCACAAUUUGAGCCUGAUGAAUCUUGGCAUUGUCGUCCUAGAUGAAAAAAUCUAUUGAUGGGAUAACCUGGUCAUUCAGUACAUUCAGGUAGUCAGUUGACUUCAUUUCAUUGCCAUAUAACGUUGCUGAGCCUAGACCUGACCAAUUGAACCAACCCCAGAUCAUAACACUGUCUCCAGAGGCCUGUACAGUGGGCACUAUGCAUGACGGGUGAUCACCGAUCACGAUUAUUAAAAAAAAAAAACAAAUUACGAUCACAUUUAUUCCACGAAGCUGACCGUUCAUCACUAUCCUUCCAGGUUUUAAUAAUGAGUUGGACAGUUCUUUACCCAAUUCCAGUGAUUUCAGCAAUCUCCUUAGUUGUUUUCUUUGCUUGAUGCAGGUCAGUAGUUUGCCCCUUCUGAAACACAGUAACAUCUUUUCCAUGACUAUGGGAUAUGUCUUCUGACAUGGUUGUUUAAGAAAUGAGAAGCUACACACUGUAUCAGUUAGGGUUAAAAUAAUUGUUGCCAGCUGAAACAUAUUAAUCACUGCAAUAAUGAUCAAAUCAUAGGCUCUUAAGUAUCUGCUUAUUUAAAUCCAAAUUGUGACUGUUUUUUGGUCAGGCAGUGUAUUUGCUUUGGUCUCCCACAGAUAUAGAAGUUUACUCUGCUGUUGUUUACAUCUGCGUUUUAAACAUGGAUGUGUGAAAAGGGUUCAUAACAAUUAGAGAGUAAAACUCUUUAGAACAGACAACUUACUGUAUUUGUACAGGGAUGGAAAAAAAUUAAAGCAUAUGGGGGGAAAAAGGAAUUAAACUUUGAAAUUACAGUUACAGGCAAAGGUAAGCUGCAUUAGGUUCGCUUCCAAAUAGCACUAGGCCUAUGUGUCAGUUUUAAAAGAGUUAUGACUGAUUAUUUGAAUUUAAUUGUAUUAACUUUCAAAGUAAAAAAUAAUGACAUUAUAAUUAUUAAAGCUGAAGUGUGCUACUUUCUACGCAAAUAGCAUCACCAAAUGGAAUUGAACAAAUUAUUAAAAUGCUACAAUGCCAUUGAUACUUUGAAGUUUAGACCAUGAACACUGGCACCUAUUAGGUGUGUUCCUCAUCAAAUCUCAUGAGUUACCAAUAGAUGGGAGUGAGAGACCAGCAGGCUUGCCAUGUGCACUGCCUGUGGACAUUGAACAAGUCACUCGUGCAUUAUUCAUGAAACAUGAGCAGAACAAAUUUGAUCGUAAAUUGCUAGUAAAACCUUUCUUAUGUGAAUUUUCCCAUUCAAUAUAAUUGGACUAAUAGCAAAAAUGGAUUUAUGAACAAUUGGCUCACAAAUUUGAUUUGACUGAUGCUUGUGUUACAUGAAUAUGCCCCAAUGUGUGCAUAUUUAGGAAAUAAAUUGUUUAUAUAACCCUAUUUAUCAUUAACACAUGUGCAUCGCUGAAAUCUCAAAAUGAGACAAAAGCCUAGUGAAAUUUAAUAGUCCAGAAGAUCAAUACCAGUAAUAAAUACUGAUAUCAGAGUGAUGAGGUAGAUGUACUAUAGAAGUUUAGUCUGAAUUCCAAAUUGCACCUACCUGCAGGUGUAUCAUAAACAUCUGUUUUAAGAGUUAUAUUUGUUUGUGUGUCCUAAACUAUGAAUAUAUGGAUAUAUGCCCCAUUGUUUUCACUUUUGUCAUUUCCACUAGAUAUCUUUGUCAGGUGAUAGGCUUUCUCUGCAAGCAAUAAUGAAAGGUGUGUAAAGCUGACAGGGACAGAUAGCUGUCUCUGACCAACAGACCCUCAUGCUUCACACCACAAAGAUCUUUUUUUGGUCUCUCUUCCUCUCUACUCGACCUUACUGCCUUGUAAUACCCUCUCACUAUCAGACUGCGUCCACUGCUGUUUCAUUACAGUUAUCAGUAAGCAGUGCCCAGCCAUGAUCGGCCUGACUUUGUUUAUCUCACAAGUCAUAUUGAGCAUGCUAUGUUUACUAUUUGACGUCAGUACAAGCCAUGGCUCUGUGUGGGGGCACCAAUCCUCCUACUGCUAUUAUGAUGAUGCUAGCUGAUUAUGUACUAUUUAAUCAAUUUUCUAAGAAUGUUAAGCUCUUCAAUGUAUGGCAUCAUAAGAUGUGUAGUCUGAUCUGUUCAAACCUAUAUUAUGUCUGAUCAAAAAGUUAAUUCUAGAAUAUGAUGUCUGAUACAAUACAAGUAUGCAGGCAUUCAUCUAUGCAAGUGUAAGUUUGUUUGUAAGUACAUACAUACAUGUGUCGCAUGUCUGUGAGUGAGUAGAGUUGUCUGUGUGGCCUUAAGGGUGAGAGGAAAAAAGGAGUCAGCCUUCAAGGCAUGUUGUCAAGAGCUUCCUUUAAACAGGUUCAUUGGCUUAUUGGACUGCAAUCUCUCUCAUUAAUAUGUGAUGUGUCUUACUUUUGUAGUAAUGAUGUCAUCAGCAGCCAAUCAAAAGCCAGGAUGACUGUGAUUGGUGCUACCUGAUUGGCUAUUCCAUUGGAAAUAAGAUGGGGUUGGGUAUCUUAUCAUCCAAGACUGAUGUUCACUCUGAGGCUUAUCAAAACAAGUCUGCUCUGCUAGAUCAAUGAUCAAAAUAGACAAAAGCGAGGUGCAGCUUUCUCAAAUAACAAUAAAACCCUCACUGUCAUCUUUAACACAUAAUCAGGUUUUACCAUGCUGUAACGCUGUCUUUAACACCUUGAGGCUGCAACACAGACAAUCAUAUUAUCGAAUUGUGGAUUUAUGUGCUGUAGAUCGAGUGCUGUUGAAAAAUGAGGGAAUUCUUCUUUGCUUGAGGUGAAAACAAGUAGCCCACCUGUAUUUUGACAGCAUUCAUGUUUGGUCCUCUAAACAAACAAACUUUAUUUUUCCAUUUUAUUUUUCAAUUUUAUUAUUAUUAUUAUUUUAUUUUUUUUUUUGCCAUACAAUAUUGUCAGAAUAUUAGUUUUUGUUUUAUUAGUCAUUAUUUUGCUUUUAUGUACAAUACUUCUCAUAAGACUCUGAUUUUGACCAAAACUAUGAUAGCCAAAACUACUACAUGAUUUCAUCUACAUGAUUACUACAUGUGUUUGAGAUAUGAAAUUAUUUAUUAUAAAUCAAUUUUAAGUGAAGUGAUAUAGUGAAACUUUGAAAAGAAGAACCAUGAACCACAAUGUUGAUUACCACAAAAAAUAAUUUCGUCUCAUCCUUCGUUUAUUUAAAAAAAAAAUAAUAAUAAUUUGUGGUUACCAUAAGGUAUUUAACAAUGGAAGUGAAUGGGGCCAGUCCACAAACACUACAAAUACACAGUUUCAAAAGUAUAGCCACAAGAUGUAAACUUUAUAUGUGUUAAAAUGAUAUUAGUGUGAAAAAAUCGCUUACUAAUUUUAGUAAUUGUAUAUAACUUUACACAGGUAAGGUUAGUAAGCGAUUUUAUAAAAGUAAAAUCAUGUUAACAUGUAUAAUGUUCAAGUCAAGUCAAAAAGUAGUGUUAUGCAUUACAUUUUAUAUUUCAAUUAAUUUAAUUUCAAGUACAUUACAGGGUUACGCUUAUGUCUAAUAUAUUAUUUGUGUAGAAUACAUAAAUUGUGGCCCUGUAACGAAUAAUUGUGAAGGAGAAAUGUGAGGUGCUGAGUGUAUGACUUGUGUGUGACAAUGAACAAGAAAGAAAUAUAGACAUUAUUUUGAAAUUGUUGAGCAAAGAAUUGUUUUAGACAGUGACUUAAAAAUAAUUUUUGAUGUGAUUACUUUUUCAAUGAAGUAAUUAGUAAAGUAAUUUGAUUACCAUUUUAGAUAAAUAAUUAGUAAUUUGUAGUGGAUUACUAUUUUUAAAUAACUAACCCAACACUGAUACUGUUUACAUCCUAUAGCUAUACUUUUGAAACAGUGUGUAUUUUAGCUUUUAUGGACUGGCCCCAUAGACCUUAUUCACAGCAGUGCAUUCUUUGAUUUUUGACGGGAAUGACAACAAGGCUGAGAGGGAUAGACGUACAGUCUCUUCAGUGGGUUGAACUGCAGUUUAAAGUGUUUUUGGAUCGUUCCAUGGACAAAACAUUGAAAAAACAUCUUUUCAAGAACAUUCAGUAGACAAAAAACAUAGUUGUGUAAAAUCAGAUGUGACCUAGGAGCUUUUUACAGCUUUAUACUGUGCGUGGCAUUGAAGAGAUGUAAGUCUAUCCCUCACAGCCUCAUUGUAAUUUCCAUUAAAAGUUGUAAUUUCCAUUAAAUAUCAAAAAUGGUGCUACCGUGACUAACGCUGCCUUCAUGUGCUAUCUGAAUUAUCCUACUUCCCACUUCUGAAGUGGUAAUUACAAGUAUGUUGUUUUCACGUGCUUUGUUGUCGGAAAGAAAAUGAAACAUGGACGAUGACAGGUUCAUUCAUGUAUUUUUCUUGAGGAACUUUUAUUUUGACACCAUAAUACAUAUCAUUCAGUAAGCUUGCUGACGAUAAUGGAAUUUUGGUCAAAUACAAGCUAUUUUCACAGUGUAAAAAUGUACAACGUGUAGAAUUGUUGCUGAUAUACAUAAAUGUAUUUGCACAAAAACGGCAAACACUAACAAUUAGCUGUAUUUAAAAAAUGAACAAAACCUGUAAUUCACUACAGAAACUAUACUCUCCUCCACCAUGUUGAAAGUUUAGGACUCCUCCCAUCUUGGAAACUCGGGUAUCAAGAUUAUCUCCAAGUUUCCCAGUCGUAAUUACGACUUGAGGGGUCAUUCAUGUGUAACUUCCAAGUGGGAAACUCGUAUUUACGAUAAUUCCGAAAGCACGUGAAGGCAGCAUAAGAUCUAUUCACCUCCAUUGCAGGUCCUUUACUGUAGCUGCUUUUUUUAAUAUACGAAGUACGAGUCGAAAUAAUUUUUUUGUGGUAAUCAGCAUUGAUUGAGCUUAAAUUGUAUUGAAUCCAGAACAUAAAUUUAAUACUGCCAAGUAUUUACUGCAGUAUUUACUGUAGUGUUGUUUUAAAUUGUUGGGACUGUCAGUGUUAACCUAUAUAAUAUAUAAUUUCAAGAAUAUUAGCUGUGUUUACAAAUACUUUUAUUCAUCCCUGUGGGAAGAGAAAUUGCAAUGUAGCAGCAGAACAGUUCACUUGAAAUGUACAUAAGUGAAACGCUCAGUCAUCCUCAGAAUUUAGACUAGAGUACACCGUUAUCACAGUUUAAAAGUGCUGACUAACCUUAUCAAUUACCCAGUGUCUGUCUGUAAGCCGAUUAAUAUUUAACACCUCCCAAGUUUACACACUGGCAGCCUUUUGACUAUGCCUGUGUGACUUGUGGCUAUAUGGCAGAUGUUUUCAUUAUGCAACUAAAUGGAGACUUUAGUGUACUUUAUAACAAAAGGUGUUGACAUAACGGUGCAAUCUCAGAGGGGACUGAUUUGACACUAAAAGUGUGAUGCGUUAAAACAUGUCUAUUUUCCAUGUCUGAAUGCUGUACUGUCUAUUAUGUGAUGAUUUGAUUUAGACCUGUAAUUAAUUAUUAAUGAGCUGAUUUUCAGAAAAAGCUCUGAGUGGGAGCUCCAUUCAAUGGCAGCUGCCGGUGAAUCAAAGGAUGCACAGCUUGCCAGGGCUACAGUGUUGUGAAAGAUAGGUCACAAGAUUAUAGGAGACAGAGAAACAGUGCUUGGUUAAACUGCACAUUUUAAUGUAUGUAUUCAAAGAGUGCAUUUCCCUGGCAAGUUGUGCAUUUAAUUUUGGAAAUUGUAACCACUAAAUAAUGUCCUCGACCUCACAGUUGUUAUUUAUUUAUUUAUUUAUUGUGAGUAUGUUUCCUUGAAUGAUGAAUUGGGAGGCAUUCUUUAGUUCUUUCUUAGUCAUUCCGCUAAUAGUGAAUUCAGUCAAGCUGUACAAGUUCUCCUUUUUGGCUUCAAGCAGAGGGAAAGUGUCUGCCUGGCAACAGUUUAGUUGUUUACUAAACAAUUCAUACCUCAACAAAUUCGCAUCAGGGCCUAUUUUCGAAUUUCAUUUCUCGUCUUUCCCAACAUGUGGUAAAUGGUGGGGGAACUGUGCGGAAUAACUGAGAGAAAUCUAAAUGAAAAUGUUCAUCUUUGGAAAGAGUGACUGUCUCACUGAGGUUAGAAAUGUUGCAAUUACAACUUGGACGGGUCUGAUUAGGUGUACACUAUGGUCUAGUAUUUUUAUAACAUACAAACAGAGACAGUGAAAUAGUUUAAUCAUUGUGUGUGUUCAUAGAUGAAAUGUGUUUGCUUUUUGUUUUUGAAGUGAAAUAACAAUGUUAAACCUCACAGUUUGCCACACCCUCUUUUAUUUCAUUUAAAUAAUUUCUGCUGAUUUAAACAGCUGAACUUCAUAUUCCUUCAUUGCCAAUCCUUUUUUAGCAAUAGAGCAGAAUAAAGAUGAACUUUGGCACUGAUUACAACAGAGUCUGAUGUUUUCAAUCAAUCAGCCUCUAAGCUGGGGACUUUGUCAAGCAAGCAUAAAAAAAUAAAUUAAAAGAAAAUGCAUUAAAGAAUACAAAAAUU